GCUCGGGCACUGGCAUGAUGACACCGCCAGGAAGUGUCAUUGCCAUGAGGUGACCCCAGGUCUUUGCCCACCCUUCCCCUCCCUUGACCUUGAUGGUCUGUGAGUCACUUUGUGCUUCGUCCCGGGUCCUCCGUCGCCAGAGGCAGCCCGCGGGACGUCUCGGCCCCGGGCCCUGAAUGCAGGCAAGCACCCAGCUCCUUCCGCGAGCGUUGGGUGGGGAAGAGGCAGGUGGAGGUGAGGGCCAAGGUCAUCUCGAACGUCCCAAAUCUUUGCCAUUACCUGCUGCUGCUGAUAAAAUCAAGAUGGCCUUAAACUCAGGGUCACCGCCAGGAGUUGGACCUUACUACGAAAACCAUGGAUACCAACCCGAGAGCCUGUACCCCCCACAGCCCGCUACGGCCCCCAGAGCCUACCCGGUGUAUCCGGCCCCGUACUACCCGCCUGCAGUGCCCCAGUACACCCCGAGGGUGCUGACGCACACUUCGACACCUGCCAUCCACACGCAGCCCAAGUCCCCGUUGGGGACGGGGUGCACCGCAAAGACUAAGAAAGCGCUGUGCAUCACCGUCGCCCUGGGGACCAUCCUGGCGGGGGCAGCUGUGGCCGCGGUCCUGCUCUGGAAGUUCAUGGAGGACAAGUGCUCGGUGUCGGGGAUAGAGUGCGGCAGCUCGGGGACCUGCAUCAGCCCCUCUCAGUGGUGCGACGGGGUCCUGCACUGCCCCAGCGGGGAGGACGAGAACCGGUGCGUUCGCCUCUACGGACCGAACUUUAUCCUCCAGGUGUACUCGUCCCAGAGGAAGUCCUGGCACCCCGUGUGUCAGGACAACUGGAGUGACAGCUACGGGAGGGCCGCGUGCCAGGACAUGGGUUACCGGAAUAGUUUCUAUUCGAGCCAAGGAAUAGCAGAUGACAGCGGGGCCACCAGCUUCAUGAAGCUGAACAUAAGCGCCGGCCAUAUGGAUCUCUACAAGAAACUGUACCACAGUGACGUCUGUUCUUCAAAAACGGUGGUUUCUUUACGCUGUAUAGAGUGCGGGGUCUCUGCGAAGGUGACCCGUCAGAGCCGGAUCGUGGGCGGGACCAGCGCCUCCCUGGGGGACUGGCCCUGGCAGGUCAGCCUGCACGUCCAGGGCACCCACGUCUGUGGAGGCUCUAUUAUCAGCCCCGAGUGGAUCGUGACAGCCGCCCACUGUGUGGAGGAACCUCUAAACAACGCGCGGUACUGGACGGCCUUCGCGGGAAUUUUGAGACAAUCCUUCAUGUUCUAUGGACACGGACACCGAGUGGGAAAAGUGAUUUCCCAUCCAAAUUAUGAUUCCAAGACCAAGAACAACGACAUUGCCCUCAUGAAGUUGCAGACGCCUCUGACUUUUAACGACAGAGUGAAGCCAGUGUGCCUGCCUAACCCGGGCAUGAUGCUAGAGCCGGAGCAGUCCUGCUGGAUUUCCGGGUGGGGGGCCACCCAGGAGAAAGGGAAGACCUCGGACGAGCUGAACGCGGUCAUGGUGCCCCUCAUCGAGCCCUGGCGCUGCAACAGCAAGUACGUCUACAACAACCUGGUCACUCCGGCCAUGAUCUGCGCGGGCUUCCUGCGGGGAGGCGUCGACUCCUGCCAGGGUGACAGCGGAGGUCCCCUGGUCACUCUGAAGAGCCGCGUCUGGUGGUUGAUCGGCGACACGAGCUGGGGAUCCGGCUGUGCCAAGGCUAACAGGCCGGGAGUGUACGGAAACAUGACCGUUUUCACCGACUGGAUUUAUCGGCAAAUGAGGGCAAACAGCUGAUCCCCGUGGCCUUUGUCCUUGUUCCUCGAGGAGAUGAAGGGGCUGAUUCUCCAUUCCUCGCGCACGAUGUAUUUUUAGAGAAGCUUCGAAGGUCCUUUCAUGGUUAUUAAAUAGUGAAUUUGUCUGUCUUUGGCACUCUCCACGGUUCUGCGGAACUUGCUCCCUGACCCCUCAUCCAAAAAGGGUGGCCAGGCCCAGCUGGGUGCGGGCACCCAGCACCAACGCGGAGCAAUGGGGUGGGGGCUCCCCCGUUGGGAUCUUCCUUCCGAGCCCUCUCCGGGGUCCACCUUCGGAUGCACAUGGGGUCAGUGACUUCUCAGCUGCUGGAUGACUUGAGAUGGAAAGGGAGAAAGCCAGGUGGGACCGUCAGGGGCAGGCUCUGAGGCCACUGCUCUGGAGGGCGACCCCAGGGCCAGUCUCCCCACAGGGGUCUUCGUUGAUCAUUUUUUAGUGCCUUUUCAGUAACCUCGGAUGGUGGCUGGAAAUAAAGGGACCAGCCCUUCAUGGCUGAGGACGUGAGGGCGAGGGUGCAGACAGAGCCCUCCGAACAAGGAAAGCCAUUGCAGACACGUCCCGCAUGCGCACUGCUGGGUGGUUGGCCUCCGCGUGUUGGGCGGGGGCGCCCCCAAGGGAGACCCAGCCUCACUCCCCAUCCUCGUCCUUGGGGGUGCCGUGCUUGACCCUCUUGGGGCCUGCCAAUCACAUGGAAAUUGAGGCCACCCCCGGGGGAAAUCAGGGAUGUGUGAUUCAAGAGACACUGUUUCGGUGUGAAGCUUCUACACCUUACUUACCUACCUCAGUGCUCACCGAGUCUUGAUGCCUCCGCAUAGUCGCUAACUUUGGCUCUUUGAGACUAUGGUCCCGGCCAAGUGCCAACGGUGGCGGGCUAGAACGGGCUUUGCAAAGGGUUCUGCACACAGGUGUUGCUGAGGAGCAGCACCUGGGCUUGCAACAGAGCAGAGGAGGGGGGUGGGGACGCCCUGAGGCCCCUUCCUGCCCUGCGGCCUUUCCCUGGAGGGAAGGGCCAGGCCUGAAUGCCGGGCGGGAGCAGAAGCGCUCUUGCCCCGUGCGUACUGCUUUCCCCAGGCUCUGCCUCUGCUCACGCACGAUUCUGCUGCUGGGGCUUAACCCCGAAAGGGGAAGGUCGUGGGGUCCCAUCCCCAGGCGGGGGUGCGGGAUGCUUCAGAUCCGUGUGCCUCCUUGGCCGCAGCAUCCCUGGGGGCCUUCCCAACCCUCGGCACCGCCGGGUCCCAGCUCUCCAAGCCAGAUUUUGAAAAGCAUCGUCGGGGUGAGAACGUGUUCCUUCCUUAGCUUCUGUGUAUGUGACCACUGUUUGUCUUCUUUGGUUUGUAUCUUUUUUUAAAACUGUAAAAUUGAAUUGUGAGCAUUGUACAAAUAAAUUAUACUUUUUUUUUUCCA
Messenger RNA from Nyctereutes procyonoides (raccoon dog), 3200 nucleotides. It is a transcript of the gene TMPRSS2, whose product is annotated as transmembrane serine protease 2. The record is from RefSeq and is a predicted model, not a curated record. Gene Ontology annotation, cellular component: membrane. Gene Ontology annotation, molecular function: serine-type endopeptidase activity; protein binding. The transcript is spliced from 14 exons. Gene Ontology annotation, biological process: protein autoprocessing. NCBI's taxonomy places the organism in Eukaryota, Metazoa, Chordata, Mammalia, Carnivora, Canidae. The coding region runs from base 177 to 1781 and encodes 534 amino acids.